This is a messenger RNA of Dryobates pubescens (Downy woodpecker), 4365 nucleotides long. Its product is annotated as protein ELYS-like. NCBI's taxonomy places the organism in Eukaryota, Metazoa, Chordata, Aves, Piciformes, Picidae. The record is from RefSeq and is a predicted model, not a curated record. Gene Ontology annotation, molecular function: protein binding.
AUGCAAACAGCUCAGGUAAUGAGCAGUCUGCUGCGGUUUUCAGAGAUAACUAUUCAGGCACUUGGGGAAGAUGAGAUUACUCUGAAUUCUGUGCUGAGUGGGAAGAUUUCUGGAGGGAGAAAUGGCCUAGCAUGGUUGGCAUGUGGUCCUCAACUUGAGGUAGUGAACUCUGUGACAGGAGAGCAGCUCUCUGCAUACCGUUUCAGUGGAGUGAAUGAACAGCCUCCUACUGUUCGUGUGGUAAAGGAAUUUUCCUGGCAGAAGAGAACUGGCCUACUCAUCGGGUUGGAAGAAGCAGAGGGAAGUGUUCUCUGUCUGUAUGACCUUGGAAUAUCAAGAGAGGUUACAUCAAUUGCUCUUCCAGGAAGGGUAACUGCUAUAGAACCCAUAACUAGUCAUGGAGGAGCCACUGCAAGCACUCAGCACCUGCAUCAGAGUCUGCAAUGCCUCUUUGGAGUGGUAGCAGUGGGUACAGAUGUUGGUCAUCUACUUCUAGUUGACCUUUGUUUGGAUGAUUUAUCUUGCAGUCAGAAUGAAAUCAAAACGUCAGAUCCAGAAGUUGCUGUUAGAAUUCCUGCUGAAGUUCUACAGCAAAGAGAAAUUGUGACCAGGGAAGGGAGCAAUCUCUGUUUUCAAUUACAGAGUCCCUCAGAAGCAGGAAUAUCAACCCUCUGCUACAUAAGCAGAAGCAAUCAGCUCGUUGUAGGCUUUUCAGAUGGCUACCUGUCCUUAUGGAAUAUGAAAACUUUGAUGAGGGAGCACCACUCUCGGUUUGAAGGAGGAAAGAUUCCUGUCUAUGCUGUCACUUUUCAAGAGCCUGAGAAUGAUCCUCGGAAUUGUUGCUACUUGUGGGCUGCUCAGUCUACGCAAGAAAGUGGAGGUGAUGUUGUGAGUUUACAUCUGUUGCAGUUAGCAUUUAGUGACAGAAAGUGCUUGGCAUCAGGACAAGUCGUGUAUGAGGGUUUGGAAUACUGUGCUGAAAGGUACAGUUUAGAUCUCAUGGAUGGAAUCAUACCCUUGAGAGAGCCAGCCUGCAGCAUCAAAUUACUCAGCUGUCAGACUGUAGAAGAAUUUCACAACCAUGUUGAGGAUAGCAUUAAUGAAGUAAUAUCUCCUGACACCAGUGUAUCAAUCUUCAGUUGGCAAGUGAACACGCAUAGUCAGAGUAGACCAUCUACUUACUUGGGUGUGUUUGACAUUAAUCGCUGGUAUCAUGCUCAAAUGCCAGACUCAACAAGGCCAGAAGAAUUCCUCUGUGAUUGUCCCUAUUUUGCAUUGUGGUCACUGGAUACUGUAGUGAACAUGACUGCUCCAGAUCUUAUUUUGGAUAUUCUGAUACAUGAGUGGAGCCUAAGUCAGGGAGUUCCUCCUUCUGAUCCACCACCUGAGCAGUUUUUCAACCCAAGCAACUACAAUUUUGAUGGUACGUGCUUGCUGAACUCGGGAGUUGUUCAUGUGACUUGCAGUGGCUUCCAGAAGGAGACCUUGAAGUUUUUGAAGAAAUCUGGUCCUUUAAUAAGUGAAGCCAUUCAUGAUAGCUACAAGAAGUGUUUGGUAGCUGGCUUGCUGUCUCCAAGACUACUUGAUGUCCAGCCAUCCAGCCUGAGUCAGGAAGAGCAGUUAGAAGCAGUGCUGUCAGCUGCUGUCCAGACAGGUUCUUUAGAACUUCUGAUAAGAUGCAUUAAACACUGGACAUCUGAAGGCCUGCCAAGGAGUUCUGCUAAUUUACGGUUUGUUCUUCAAUGGACAUGGAACAAAGUGAUCUAUACAAAAGAUGAAUUUGACCAAAUAUGUGUUCCACUGUUUGAUGGCUCUUGCAACUUCAUUGACCCACAGACACUACAGUCUCUUCAGCACUGCCAGUUGCUUUUAAGCAACCUUAACACAGUCUUAAAAUGUUUUCUGACAGAAGUACAGGAGCUUACUGAAAAAGGUUUUAGAGACCUGACAAACAAGAAUGUGGUAACUAGCCUCCUUUCUUUGUAUGCACAAGUGGUCAUCUGGUUCUGUCAAUCCAGUCUCCUUCCAGAGGGUUUUGAUGACAAUAUGCCCCUGUCCAGACCUUUCUACAAUUAUCUUCUGAUUCAGAGCUAUUAUACUGGUCAUCGACAGAAAAUGGAGUGCUUAUCAAGAGGGAAAUGGGAUUCUGACUGCUUGAUGAUUGAUGGAAUGGUUUCCCAGUUAGGAGACAAAGUUGAGAAGUUGUGGCAGAGAGAUGGAGGAGGAAAUGGGAAAUAUCCACCUGCUAGUUUACAUGCGCUGCUGGAUCUCUAUUUGCUAGAAAACAUUGAAGAAAGCUACAAACAUGCAAUUACAAUUUACUUGUUACUAGAUAUCAUGCAUUGCUUUCCAAAUAAAACAGACACUUGGAUCAAAUCCUUCUCAGCUGCCUUUGCUAUAUCUUGGGGUCAUGUUCAGCUUAUUCAAGGUUUUUGGCUUCUAGAUCACAAUGAUUACAAAAAUUCCCUGGCCCUGCUCUUUCAUCCAGCUACGAUCAAAACUGUGUCAUGGCAACAUAAGAGAAUUAUUCAAUCCCUCCUGUGUCAAGGAGAGCAUAGGCAAGCCCUCAGAUACAUGCAGAUGAUGAAGCCAUCCAUGUUAAGCAGUAGUGAAGUGCAGCUUUUCCUCACUGUAUUAUUGUCCAACAGGUGCAUGAUGGAGGCAUGGGGUUUGUUGCAGCAAUCUGCCACUACGUUAAACAGAGAAGAGCUGUUAAAACACACAUUUGAAGUCUGCCAGGAGAUAGGACUAAUGGAAGACUUACUGAAGCUACCUUUCACAACUGCUGAGCUAAACUGUUUGGAGAAGUUUUUACAGAACAAUGCUCGUGUUCAGAAAUCUGCAUUUCCUUUAGUCUACCAUUUGCAGUGUGCCAACUAUAUUGUGGCACUACAGCUGAAUUGGUCAAAGAAGGUUAAUCUUACAAAUGUCCAAAAUCCUUUCCUGUAAGAAAGAGCAGUUGCCAGAAAUUCUGUGUUAGACUAAUAUGGAAAAAUCUUUCCUAGAGUUCAUAGGGAGCUGCCUGGAGAAAGCGCUGAGCCUUCUGGAUCUCCAGGGUCAUGGAAACUCAAUAAGCACUUGGAAACACCUCCUAGAGCUCAAAAGAAGCUUUCUUCAGAGAAAUGGCCUUACUGUUCACCUUCGUCGGUCACAAGAGGAGACUCAAAACCAAAGCCACUAUCAACAGUAGCAAAAAAAGAUGGAAUAGCGACUCUCAUCAGUAGUGUAUUAUCCAAAAUUAGAGAAGUAUGGGUAAGAAAUGAGGAGAAAAGCAGUGUCUCACAGUAUGCUAGACCUAGAGCUGCAGAACCAGCAGUCCUACCACAUCCUCUCCCUGGUGCAGACUUGCCCAAAGCAUUUCUUGAAAGACCAGUUACAAAAUCUUCCCAAAAAGGCUUCAGAUUGCUGGGUUUUCUGGUCUAUUCUGUUUCUUCAUAUUCUGCAGCAAAAGGUGGUAGCUGGCAGUCACCAUACAGAGCUUCUACUUUCAUGGCAUCCAGGCCAUUGAAAUCAAAUAUGCAUAGCUUCAUCUCACUGGAGAAUUUUUCAAGAGCACCAGAGCUGAAUUUACUGCAGACUCCUCUGGUGGUUAAGACAGCUAAAGAUUUGGCCACAUCUACUCCUCCUUCUGGUUUUUGUGAGUUUAAGCCUCGGUCUAUUCUCAAAUCCAGCCUUUGCACCACGACACUAGCAACUCCCUCUGCAUCUCAAUCAGUUACUCCUCCUCUACAAGCAAAGAAAACUAGAGUAUCUUUCAGUGAACAAAACUCCAAUGCCAAACAAUCUGUUAGGACCUCUCCUAGAGCUCAAAAGAAGCUUUGUUUAGAGAAAUGGCCUUACCAUUCACCUUCAUCAGUCUUAAGAGUUUCUAAUAGUCUUCCUGAAACAGAGGAAAUUAAUGUUAUUGCAGAUAGUGCAAUCAAGGCACAAACCUCAGAACAGUACCUGAAACAUCACCAUAUAGUGAACCCCAUCCAUCAGGCAGUCUUUAGUACAUCUAUGAUGCCAGUAGAGCAACCCUUUGCAUGUGAUGCACCUGACACACAAGAUGGUAAAUGUGAUGCAGCUGAGGGAGAAGCAGAGCCUUUUAUAUCUCAGAGUAAUUUUGCUUCAAUCUUGGGAAAAGAAGAAGGUGAAGCAGAAAUGGGAGACCCUUCUAAACCAACUGGAACAAAAGCAGAGGAAAAACCUAUGAAGAGUUUAGAAAAUACCAAAAAGCGACAACAUGCUACAAAGCCAGUGUCCACUGUCACUAGUGAUCAGGAAUCUCAAAAUCUGCAGUCACUCCCAUACAUUCCUGAAUCCAUUAAGGUACCCAUUGCUGAGACCUUACUGUAUGUAAUCCAAGACAAGAAGUAAAGAGUU